This is a messenger RNA of Oryza brachyantha (malo sina), 1410 nucleotides long. RefSeq names its product bZIP transcription factor RISBZ5. The transcript has 5 exons. Lineage: Eukaryota; Viridiplantae; Streptophyta; Magnoliopsida; Poales; Poaceae. The record is from RefSeq and is a predicted model, not a curated record. Bases 23 to 862 code for a protein of 279 amino acids. Gene Ontology annotation, biological process: regulation of DNA-templated transcription. Gene Ontology annotation, molecular function: DNA-binding transcription factor activity.
CACGGCUGGAGCUGGGACGACGAUGAAGAAGUCCGAGUCGGAGCUGCAGCUCGAGGCGUUCAUCCGGGAAGAUGCCGGAGACGGAGACGGCGACGGCGAGAUGAUGCCUUCUUCUCUCGGCUUCGGCCAGAGCUAUGGAAGCAGCAACCACCACCACCUGUGGUGGCCAGAGACGGAGGGUGUCGGCGCCCGUGCUGCGCCGCGCCCCGCCGCCUCAGCCACGGUCGAGUCGCCGGCUCCGGCGUCCAUCUCCGGUACGCGAGGCACAACAGCUAGCCCCAGAGCAACCGCGUCGGCGAACGGCGGCGCAGCCGAGAGCGACUCGGACUCCGACAGCGAGUCCUUGUUAGAGACAGAGAGAAGCCCGCGCCUGCGUGGCACCAGAUCCACCGAAACGAAGCGAAUCAGAAGGAUGGUGUCCAACAGGGAGUCGGCUCGACGAUCCAGGAGGAGAAAGCAGGCACAGCUAUCAGAACUCGAGUCACAGGUCGAGAAACUCAGAGGCGAAAAUGGAUCACUCGUCAGGCAGCUCACAGAGUCGAGCCAGCAGUUCACAGCAGCGGUCACUGACAACAGGAUCCUCAAAUCCGACGUGGAAGCCCUAAGAGUCAAGGUCAGGAUGGCGGAAGAUAUGGUCGCGAGAGCCGCGAUGUCGUGCGGCCUAGGCCAGCUUGGCUCAGGGCUGGCGCCAUUGCUCAGCUCCAGAAAGAUGUGCCAAGCUCUGGACAUGCUCACGGUCACAGGGCUAGAUUUGCCGCGACAGGUUCAGAACUCACCGGUUCGAAGCGCUGCAAGCCUGGAGAGCCUGGACAACCGGAUAUCCAGCGAGGUGACCAGCUGUUCAGCUGAUGUGUGGCCCUGACACUUGAUCCGAGACACACGUGAUCCUCUGCAAUACUGUCCCUCUCGAUGACGGCGACUCGUAGGUUGCCCUAACGAGAUUCACAUGUCAGCGACCGCUACUGCUACGGAGCGGUACUGUAGAGAAUCGCUGUUGCCGUGCAUAACUGACAAGCUGCUAAGGUACUACUGAGGCAAGUGAAACCGUUUGUGUUCUUGGUGCUGAAGAACAGGUUGAUCGGUGCGUUUGAUCGGAGACGGUCGAGGCCAUCUGAUCGAAAGUUGAUAGGUAGGAGUAAAUAGUUUGAUUUCGAUCACCUCUAGUCGUUAGUGCCUUCGGUUACUCCAUAUAUAGGUUCAGUAACAUGUGUUCCAAACUGCUCUGUUCCGUACUUCUACAGUUGGGCAUCAGUUUUUCAGUGCUUUGAUCGUAGCUCUUGUUCUACGGUGGACAGCAUCGGUGUGAAAUGUACUAGUUGUGAGUGAUAGUAAACAACUGCAAAUAUAUUAUUAUACUUAAAAAUGUAAAAUAUGUGACACAGGGAACGAUGGGUAAAAUUCAAACCAGUA